ACAUGACUCCCAAUGCGGAAUUCCGUUAGCAUACAUGAUAAGCCAAGGAUGCGUUUAUAAGAUCAUCAUGAUACAGCCUGAUACCCCUUCAUUUCAAACCUUUGAAUAGAGCGAUUGGGUGGGCGAUCACAGGCGAAGAUAGAUCUAGAUAGAUAUGGCGGCCAAUACACAAGAUAUCGUCAUGCUCGUCGGUGACUCCCUUACUCAACGUGGAUGGGAGCAAGGAGGCUUCGCACAGUUACUUGCAGAAAUGUACGUUCGGAAGCUCGAUGUUAUCAAUCGUGGCCUCGGGGGUUAUCAAACGGACUGGGCAAUUCCAAUUUGCGAGCAGAUCUUUGCUAAACAGCAUGAGCAACAUCACGUUCCGCAGGUCAAGCUACUCACAAUCUGGUACGGCGCCAAUGACGCUGCACCUGCUCCCAGCCUACGGCACGUCCCGAUAGACAGAUACAAAACUAAUUUGAGCCAUAUCAUUCAAAUGGUGAAAUCGCCAACUUCAGCAUACUAUUCCCCUGAGACCCGUAUAAUCUUGAUCACCCCACCGCCAGUAAAUACGAAGCAAUGGGACAAGCCUGACAGUCCACGUGUAUUCGAGACUACGAGGUCGUACGCGGAAGCUGUCAAGGAAGUAGGUAAGAAAGAGAAUGUGCCCGUCGCAGACGUCUGGACAAAGAUAUUCGAUGGUGCUGGUAGAAGUGAAGAAGCAUGCGAAAAAUACCUGAAAGAUGGGCUACAUCUAACCAGUGAUGGUUACAACAUCGUCUUCCAGGCCGUCAUGGACAUUGUGGAGCGCGUGUAUCCCGAAUUGGACCCUACUUGGGAAGCACAUGGAAAGAUGCAAACUGUGUUUGUACCGUGUGUCCUCUUUGGACUUGUUUUUGCUGCGUGACGCUGAUGCAUUUAUAUGCAGCUGGGACCAAGUGAAUGUACAGAAUCCAAGAUCAUCUCUGAUGAAACGGAAAGCGCAAUUUUAGUCCGGAAUAUCAAAUGACUACGUGAACGUAUC
Messenger RNA from Suillus discolor, 1006 nucleotides. Its product is annotated as SGNH hydrolase-type esterase domain-containing protein. The record is from RefSeq and is a predicted model, not a curated record. The transcript is spliced from 5 exons. Bases 155 to 889 code for a protein of 244 amino acids. NCBI's taxonomy places the organism in Eukaryota, Fungi, Basidiomycota, Agaricomycetes, Boletales, Suillaceae.